UCAGCGGCGGGAAGAAAAAAAAUGAAAUCGGCCAUGUCGCGUUAGGGAAUCACAGAACGGGUGAAUGUGGUUCAGGGAAUAGCUUACCGAUUUGUUAUAUUGGAUUAAAACUAAACUUUGAAAAUUUUGAUAUUUGACCAGUUGUUUUAAAUAUAUUCUGUGGAAGUCGUAAGGUUCGUAAAUUUAGCAGGUAAUCAUGAGCGGAGGAGGGACGCCGUACAUCGGCAGCAAGAUUAGCCUCAUCUCCAAGGCCGAGAUUCGCUAUGAAGGAAUUUUGUACACCAUUGACACUGAAAAUUCGACUGUAGCUCUUGCUAAAGUUCGCUCUUUUGGCACUGAAGACCGGCCCACAGACAGGCCCAUUCCACCUCGAGAAGAAGUCUUUGAGUACAUCAUCUUCAGGGGGAGUGAUAUAAAAGACCUGACAGUUUGUGAGCCCCCUAAAGCCACUAGCAGUCUGCCUCAGGACCCUGCCAUAGUUCAGUCCUCAAUUGGAUCUUCAAAUGCUGCCUCUGCACCAUCAUUCCAGUCUCCUGGGUCCUACGCACCGUUCAGCAGGGCUCCUGUUCCAGCGUACAGUCAGUUUGGGGUUGGGUCCAUUGGACCACAGCAGUUUGCACCUCCUGGAGGGCGUACUAGUCCUCAGCUGGACUCUUUGACAAAAAGUCCCCCCGUGGAGCAGACAGCCCCACCGUCAGCUGCCCCAGGUCCACCUGCACCACUAGUACCGAGGACUCAGACUGGAGCAACAGCCCCCAAACCCACCAGCACUUCCACUGCAAGCCAGAAGCCCCCCGACCUUCUCGAGCAGAAAAAAGCUCCUGAGGUUAAGAAGUUGUCCCAGUCAGAUACUGAACAUGGUGCUGUUGAAAACCGGGAUCCCAACAGACGCCAUCUUGCUGGCUUUCAGCCCACCCGCCGCGGCCGUGGAAGAGGAAGCCGCAGCAGAGGCAAACUAAACAUGCGUAAAGACGGCACCGUGAAGUUUGAAGAAGACUUUGACUUUGAAACGGCCAACGCCCAGUUUCACAAAGAUGAGAUUGACAAAGAGCUGCAAAACAAGCUUAAACUGAAAGAUGACAAACCUGAAAAGGCUGUGAACGGAGAGGAAACUGCUGACUCUGAACAUCCAGCCCCCGAGGGAACGGCUGAGGAAGAGGAGGCCGUGAUAAACACGUGUUACUACGACAAGACCAAGUCCUUCUUUGAUAACCUGUCCUGUGAGGAUCCAAGUAAAUCGGGUGAAGGCAGAUUUCCAAAGGAGCGCAGGCCCACCUGGGCCGAGGAGAGACGAAUGAACGCAGAGACCUUCGGCAUCCCCCUCAGGCACAUCCGAGGAAGAGGAGGGGGGUUCUACCGUGGCCGAGGCUUCAUGGGACCCCGCGGAGGGCGAGGGAGACCGACCAGCCGAGGCUCUUUCGGGCCACCCCGGGGGGCUCCGCCUGGUUUCAGGGGUGGAUACAGAGGAGGCAGAGGAGGACGGGAAUUCUCCGACUACGAAUUCAGGAAGGACAACAAGGUGACUGCGUAGUCCUGCACUGCUGGAUCCUCAGAGUUGUAGCCACUCAUCAUGAAAUCCUUUCAGCUGUAGAAACUUUGUCGUCUCAACGUCGAACAGGAAGAAUGAAGACAUGUUUUUCUGAUACCAGCACCUCUGUGGACUGUUGGACACCAGAGGGGGUGACAGUCCCACUCCCUCUGCUCCAUUUUGAGACUUUUGUUGUUGUUGUCCCCCUCCUUCUCCCCACAGACGUUUUGUUAACUUGUUAGCAGAUGGUGACGACCACGUGUAAAUAUGAAGCUUUGGAGUAAUUCUGUACUUUUUGCAUCAAUCUGAUUCAUUUCUAAAUCUUUGAUAUUGAGCCGUGGGCGCUCCUGUACUGCGAGUGGAUCACUGUCAGUGUGAUCAAUAGCUUUAUUCUGUUUUUUAUCUUUGUUUUAUUUACCUGCUGCACCGUGGGCUGUGCUCUGCCCGGUCUGGUUGCAUUUUGUUUUCUCCCCAACAUUUAUUUGUUUUCAUGGAAGAACUAAGAUUGAAGCCAGCUGAAAGAGUCACAAAUCUGACCUGUUUCUUUGCAAUUAAUGAAUGAAUCAAACUCAUUUUACCAGUUUGUAAACAAUUUAGGAUUGUUAGAUCAAACAUUUCACCUUUAAACCUCCUGCAUUGGAUAAGUUGAGUUCUGCAGCUGGACUUCUGCUGGCACGUUCAUGAAGCAGCCAUGUUGUUUUUGUUUUUUAGUUUUCAUUAUGUGUUUAAUAUUUGACUUCAGCUUUACAAAUAAUUUGUUGACCUAAGUUUUUAUUUUGAGCCGGGUGUGUUUACAUAGCUUUCAAAGUAAAAGGAUUUCCACAAAUUUUCGGCAAAGUUUUGUUUGAUAGUAAAGUCUGUAUCUUUUCAUAGCAAACGAAUGAUCUCCAACAAGGAAUAUUUGACUAAAAAUGCUCCGAUGUUUUGCCAAAAAGAUAAAUUCAUCCAUGUGUACAUUUAAUUCAGACUUUAUUUUUCUUCUUUCUUUGUUUUAAGUCAUCCCUGUGAAUUGUUCUUGUGUUUCAGUGAUUUUUUUUUUUUCAUGUUGAUGCCGUCGGCAUUCACCACUGCAAAAUGAAGCACUUGCAGUUUUUGUAAGUUGAAGAUGGGAUAUUUUUUUUGUUUUAUAAUUGGAUUAAAAUGACUUUAAGCAUGUUAGCUGCAUUUUCUGAUAACUUGUAGCCCUUUUGGAUUGUUUUGUAGCUCCACUUGUUUCAUAGUUGAUGUGAACGUUCUCAGGAGUGAGUUUAUUUUUCUAUCCACUUGUGAGCAAAAGGACAGGAACUGGAUGUGGUGCCAGUAUUUGAGUUGGUUUCUUUUUAUUCAGAUUCAUAUUUCAGACGUGAUUAGGGAGUGCCUUGAGAGUGGCGAUUAUUUUCUGCUCGCACAUCUCUCCCUUUAACUUAAAUGUUACAUUAUGACAGAAGUACGACUAGCACUACAAGUGAAGCUAGACCUUUUUUAUUAUUAUUAUGAUUGGUAACGAAAAWGUAAAGUUUUAAUUGGAUAAACAGCUGUUGACUGCAAAAAGGCCACUCACUAUAAACUGGCUCCUGCUGUAACCAAAAGGAAUAUAUUUGAGGCUAAAUUAUAUUAAUGUUUAUUACUUUUUCAGGUGACUGGACUUGUUUUUCUUGAAUAUCAACUAAAUUGAGUUUUUACAAAAACAAAAUAAAGACUUAUACAAUUU
Molecule: messenger RNA, 3218 nt
Organism: Austrofundulus limnaeus
Lineage: Eukaryota; Metazoa; Chordata; Actinopteri; Cyprinodontiformes; Rivulidae
Product: LSM14A mRNA processing body assembly factor
Exons: 10
Coding region: 197-1531 (444 amino acids)
Biological process (GO): cytoplasmic stress granule assembly; P-body assembly
Cellular component (GO): P-body
Molecular function (GO): mRNA binding
Source: RefSeq, a predicted model, not a curated record